GAGGAUGAUGGGUCAAAUGACGUUUUAACCGCUUUUGGCGCUGCUGCACCAACCACCCAAUCCUUUUUACCACAUUUUCUUCAUCUGUCGAUCUCUUUUUUCCUUGCAUUAUAAUACAUCUCUGUCUCUCCCCCCACUGUUUCGCGCUCUCUCUCUCUCUCUCUCUCUCUCAGCCAUAAUAAAGAAAAACCUAUCUUUUGCAUUAUAACAAGUUCGGUUUCGGAAAAUUCGAUCUGAUUGGCAAUUGCACGAUUUUCCGGAAAAUGGGCGCGUUGUCUUGGCCAUCUGAAGAAGAGUUAAAUGGAAUUAGAAAGAUUGUUUCAGAAAUGGCCGGGAGAAGUGUUGAGGAAGUUCGAGUUGCGGUCUCUCCUUAUCGGAUUUGUCCAUUGGGAGCUCACAUUGAUCAUCAGGGUGGGACUGUAACAGCUAUGACAAUUGAUAAGGGAAUACUUUUGGGGUUUGUUCCUUCUGGUGACACUCGGGUUGUACUACGUUCAGGACAGUUUAAAGGAGAAGUUAGGUUCAGAGUUGAUGAAACUCAUCACCCAAGACAAAUCAUUCAGCAGAAUGGCGUGAUGCAUUCAAAUGAUUCUUCAUCAUUACAAGAAGAAUGUAGAUGGGGAAAUUAUGCUAGGGGAGCCGUAUACUCACUAAAGAGUAGAGGAAAUGAGCUUCCCCAGGGUAUCAUAGGGUACUUAUGUGGAACUGAGGGUCUUGACAGUUCAGGUGUCAGCUCUUCUGCUGCAGUUGGCAUAGCUUACCUGUUGGCGUUUGAAAGUGCAAAUAAUAUAACGGUCUCUCCAACUGAAAAUAUUGAAUACGAUCGGCUUAUCGAAAAUGAAUAUUUGGGUCUGAGAAAUGGCAUAUUGGAUCAAUCAGCCAUAUUGCUAUCGCACCAUGGUUGUCUAACAUGCAUGGACUGCAAGACCAAAGAAUAUAAGCUAGUACACCCACCGAAGCUGCAGAAAACGUACAAAUUAUUGCUGGCAUUUUCAGGCUUGAAGCAUGCUUUGACUAACAACCCUGGCUAUAAUUGCCGAGUUGCAGAGUGUCAAGAGGCCGCAAGAAUUCUUCUGCAUGCCUCUGGGAACCAGGGAUUAGAGCCACUCCUGUCAAAUGUUAAACCCGAAGCUUAUGAAGCUCACAAGUGCCAAUUAGAAUCCAAUCUAGCUAAAAGAGCAGAGCAUUAUUUCUCAGAGAAUAUGCGGGUAGCUAAAGGACUUGAAGCUUGGGCUUCGGGCAAUCUGGAAGAUUUUGGAAAGCUCAUUGCAGCAUCGGGUUUGAGUUCUAUCAAAAACUAUGAAUGUGGUUCUGAACCACUGAUUCAACUGUAUGAGAUCCUGUUGAGGGCUCCCGGCGUAUAUGGAGCACGGUUUAGUGGGGCUGGAUUUAGGGGUUGCUGUCUUGCAAUUGUAGAUGCUGAUCGUGUAGAUGAAGCUGCCUCAUUUGUCAGGGAGGAGUAUGUCAAGCUCCAACCAAAGUUGGCUUGCCAGAAAACCCACAAAGGGGUUUUGAUUUGUGAUGCAGGAGAUUGUGCACGUGUAAUCUGAUAAGCAACCACUCCUCCAUCUGUUCUUUGUUGAGUUUGCAAUGUAUUUUUACUGAUGCCGUUUUCUUUAUUGAAUCUGUUGUAUUGCAUCUCCUCUUGUUUCAUUCACUAAAGAAAAUAAACGAACAGUGUUGUUGGAAA
Juglans microcarpa x Juglans regia is the source of this 1690-nucleotide messenger RNA. Its product is annotated as galacturonokinase. The record is from RefSeq and is a predicted model, not a curated record. Gene Ontology annotation, molecular function: galactokinase activity; ATP binding. Gene Ontology annotation, cellular component: cytosol; cytoplasm. Lineage: Eukaryota; Viridiplantae; Streptophyta; Magnoliopsida; Fagales; Juglandaceae. Gene Ontology annotation, biological process: galactose metabolic process.